Molecule: messenger RNA, 9987 nt
Organism: Sardina pilchardus (European sardine)
Lineage: Eukaryota; Metazoa; Chordata; Actinopteri; Clupeiformes; Clupeidae
Product: HMG box transcription factor BBX
Biological process (GO): regulation of transcription by RNA polymerase II
Cellular component (GO): nucleus
Molecular function (GO): RNA polymerase II transcription regulatory region sequence-specific DNA binding; DNA-binding transcription factor activity, RNA polymerase II-specific
Source: RefSeq, a predicted model, not a curated record
CGUACGGGGGGAGGGCAGGAAAAACAAGCACAGAAAAUUGUUCGAGUUAAACGAAGAACUCCAAGCUAUCAUCACUGAGCUGUUAUCUAAUUUAGACCAAUGCAUGGAAAAGAUUAUCCGUCAGUUUGUGACUUGCGGUGUUUCGCUUCGUAAAGGUUGCUUUAGCGUUCAUCCGGUAAAAAUAAAAGUGCUCGGUCUGGGUAGCUCGUAUUUGUGUUACUGUACAGCUAGUACAGAACUGUUAUGAUGUGUCAAUAAGUUUAAAGGUGGACGGAGGCUGGAAUGAGAAGGCCCUGGUGUUUGAGCUUGGUUACAGAGGUCAUCAUCAUCGCAUGACAAAGCCUGAGUGACAGAUUCAUCCUCAUCUUUCAAAUACAGUGUUACCAUAUUCUGUGACUAAGGCCACCAGCAUGAAAGGUGGAGGCCGCGGGAAGGAGCCACCUGUGGAGGGGGAGGUCAGCGGCAAACGGCCCAAACGCAAGUGUCUGCAGUGGCAUCCUCUUCUCUCUAAGAAAGCCCUGGACUUCUCAGAGGAGGAAGAGGAGGAGGAUGAGGAGGAGCUGGUUAAAGGGACCGUGCUGUGUGCACAAAGUGUCGGACCGGAGGUGCCGUGUGUGCCUGUGGAGGAGGGAGAGGAGGACACAUCCGAGCAGCGCGCCCGUCGGCCCAUGAAUGCCUUCUUACUUUUCUGCAAGCGCCACCGCUCUUUAGUUCGCCAGGAGCACCCCCGUCUGGACAACCGUGGGGCCACAAAAAUCCUAGCAGAUUGGUGGGCAGUGCUGGAGCCCAAGGAGAAGCAAAAAUACACGGACAUGGCAAAAGAGUAUAAAGAUGCCUUUAUGAAGGCGAACCCUGGGUAUAAAUGGUGUCCAACUACCAACAAGCCUGUCAAGAGUUCCUCUCAAACAGCUGGCAAUGCCCGCAAAAAAGUCUGGUCUUUCCCCACCAACCCCACGAAGGACCCUCCUGUUGCCAAAAAAGUGCCCAAGACUGACAACAAGCCACAGCUUAACUUCGCCAUGGCAGAUCCUACUAAAAUGGGGGGACUAAGUAUGCUGCUGUUGGCUGGUGAGCAUGCCCUGACUGCCAGAGAGCUGUCGUCUAACACGUCCCCCACUGUUGUCACAAAUGCUCCGAAACACAAUGGGAAAUCUGCCCUCUUUCAGCUUGCUGAGAUAUCCUCCAACACUCAUCAACCUCCUGCGGAAUGUAAACAGGAAGAGAAGAGUCCACUGGAAAGUCUCACUGAGUCCUCUGGAAGUUCAGUGCCUGGUCCACCAGUCUCACCCAAAAACCAUGCCAUGUCCCCUUUAUUUCAGCUAGCGGAGAUUUCCUCCGGUACCUCCAAGACUUCUGUUCCUGAUGGAAAACAGUGUGGACAGUCAGCUCUCUUCCAGCUUGCUGAGAUGUGCUUGGCUUCUGAGGAGGAGAAAAGAGAGGCCUUGUCUUCCCAGCCUGCAGGCGACUCGGCUCCUGUUUUCUCUGAGAACAGUUCCACAAACAUGGAUCCCAUGGAUCAAAGAAACUCCCCAGACCUCCCUCAAUCCACACCUUCCCUUUCCUCCUCAGCCUCCUCUUCCUCCUCUGCCUCCUCUACCCAACAGAUAAAACACCACCACUGCUCAGCCAGCAAGAAUGUGAAAAAGAAAAAGAAGGACUGCAAAGAAACUCUCAAGGCUGAUAAGACUCAAGCUUCGGUGAAAAAAGCCCCCAAGAAGCGGCAGUCCUCGGAGUCUGACUUGGACAGUGUCAUUGAAGCUGUGGCUAAAGGGACCUGGGGUACGGAAGAGACACCCGCGAAGAAACCCUGUGUCCCAAACAGUGACAAAAGCACUCCCCUGGAGUUACAACAUUCACCAAAAAAGAAGAUGAAGCCUAAAGCGAAGAAACCACUCAAAGCAAAAGAAGAGACCGUGGAGGAGGAGGGGGACCUACAAGCAGAAAGAAAGAGAAAGAGAAGGAGAAGGAGGAGGAGGGAGGAAAAGGAAUCGAAAGAGGGGGAUAGAGAGCCAGACGUUUUUCCUGUGGUGAAGGAAGAGCUGCCAAUCUCCCCAAAGAUGGAAGUCGAGGCCCCCUGCAUGAAAACUGACUCCCUUCUGGAAAAGGAGGACAUGGAUUCCCAGAGCCCACUGGAGGCCCUGGUCAAAUCUGAGGAGAGAGACGCGGAGGCCAAGUCUGAAAACUGUGGCUCCAGGAAGUCCGAGAGAAGCUGCAAGGGGGCCCUGUACAAAACGCUGGUGUCAGAGGGGAUGCUAACAUCACUGAGAGCAAAUGUGGACAGAGGAAAGAGAGGCUCUGUCCGAGGGAGUGUAUCUGAUCAGGAAGGAUCCUGGACUGAGGAGGCCUGGACGUUUCCUCAAACCGGUGCAAGCAACCCCAAGAAGUUAAAAAAGUCUAAAUCUAAAGAUGAGACUGCACCAGGUCUAGGGAAGCUUGAAGAGGAGUUUGAGAAGAAGUUCAACAGCUUGCCACAGUACAGCCCUUUGACAUUUGACAAAAAGAACACCUCCGUCACCAAGAAGAAAAAAACAUUUUCCCUCCCCGUCACUGAUCAAGCCAAGCCUAGCAAAGGUUCAUCUGCAUCUCAGAAAAAAACGUUAUUCCACAAGAUCGUUAGCAAGUACAAGCACAAAAAGGAGAGGCCCAAUACCUUGGAUAAAGCCAUAACCAUGAGCGAGUCCCCUGUGCCCGAGGCCCUGCAGAAGGACAAGCCAUGUGGCCAGGUGUCUCUGGAGGCCCAGCGGGCUGCAGAGAUGCCGGUGGGCAGUCAGAAGAGGAAGGCCAGGAAGAGUAAGAUCACCCACCUGGUGCGCACCGCUGAUGGCAGGCUGUCCCCAGCAGAGGAAGACAAAGCCAAGGAGUUGUCCCAGGACAAGGAUGAAAAGCCAUUAACCGAAGAGUCUUUAUGCAAUGAAGAGGGGUGCUUCACUGAAGCAGACCGGAGGGAUGCACCGGAGGGCCUUCCAGCCUUCUUCAGCCUAGCUGCCCUCGCUGAAGUAGCAGCCAUGGAGAACGUGCACAGAGGUCAGCGUGCUGUCAGUUUGCCGAGUGAGAGCCAAGCGAAGGACAUGGCUGCCCAAACCCCUGUGCUGAUCUCCUGUGCUGACCAGUGAGGGCUCUCUUGGCUGGCCCCCUCUGAACAGACAAACAUGGUGCGUUUCACCCCACAAACUCUCGACCUCGUGCUGGGAUGGGACAGAGGGACACUGGGGAGAUGUGCUCUGAAGUGGCCUCCAGGGGCUGCUCUGGUCUGGGAGUGAAAGAGCAUGGGGAGGAGGGUGCCUUUCACCUGGGAGCUUCCCAGAUGCAGCCCACACUUGCAGCCUAUGGAGGAGCUAGGUUGGCCCUAGAGUGUGGCCUCCUCACCUGGUGGCUGGGACGGGUUAGCAGACAUUGUUGCACAAAAAUGGCUGCCAUUUUAAGGUCAAGUUUUGCAUUUUAAAAGUGCAUUCGGGGGGAGGGAGUAUCUUGGUCAGGUUUUUUUUUUUGUUUGUUUGUUUGUUUCGUUUUGCUGCUUUGUUUCACAGAUGUUUCUUCCACGUAGCAGAGCUCUCUGUACGGGCGAAUGAAAUCUUGUGGCUUCCUGCAGUCCUUCCUACUCUAGACCAAAUUCACACAGCCAGUAGCCUGCACAAAUGCUUGAACAGCCACCAUACCUCUUGUCUCUCUUUCUGAAUAAUAACAGGUUAGCUUUUUAUUCUAGAUUCUCAGAUCCCUCAAGGUUACCUUAAAAAGAAUGAGUGAGUGGGUGAUGUCUGGGAACUAGGUAUUUGCCAAGAUAAUGCAGUAGGUCUUACAUGAUCACUAAAUAGUUGUCGGUGUACAUUGUCACUCAGUGAUGGGAGGUCUCUUAAUUUAGGCGACCCAUAUUGGUUUGGUUAGGUAGGUAGGGCACUGAUGGUAAAUGGUUGGUGAGAACGGUUUUAUUUCUCAAUAUACCCACUGCAUGUUUGCUGUUGCUGAGGGCUUGAACGAAAGCUCCUUAAAGGAAAAGUUCACUCUAGUCCACUUGAAAAUGCUCAAAACGUUUAGUUUAGUUUAGUUUAGUUGUGGUGCCAUUUUAUUGUUCCAUGGUAUCUGUUAUGUCUUAAGAAAUUGGCUGUAAACAUGGCAUAUUCUGACAUCGGUUUCCAAAAGCUUCAGUUUCUAUUCACUGGUUUAAAUCAUCAUUUGCAAAAACCCGGGGCAUAAAUGAAGAUCGCAAAACAUGCUACAUUUUCCGGUAUGCACUGCUGCUUCAAGACCCCACAGUACAGUAUGUGCAGUUGUAUGUAUAAGUUUGGUCACCUCUGAGCAAAAUCUGUAUACUUUUUGUUGUGAAGCAUAAAUAUAUAACCACAGCAAAAUAGCUUAAAAACAAACUUAAAAUAUUUUUUUUAAAAAAAGAGAGAAUUGCUUCAUAUUUGUAAGCAGUUUAGUAGUGAAUAUGUGUUUAAAGCAUCCAAAAAUGACCUAGACAUGGUGACCAGGGGAUUGCACUUCCUGAUUGCAAUUGUCAGGCUGAAGUGUCAUUAAGUAAUGACUGUUAAAUUUGAAUGUGAAAGUCAAGAUAAGAUUAACUUACUCAGAUAAACCUCUGCUGGGCAGAAAGGCCAACCAAACAUCUUUUUUUUUUUUUUCUCUCGGGUGAAAAUUAGGUUGAGGUGGUAGUGAGCUGUGCCACAGGGUGGGAGGGGUGAGGAACAGUGUGGACAAAAAUGCUUAUGAGAACACCUGGGAAGAUUACCAUUUUAAAAUAAUCUCAAAAUGUCGGCUUCGAUGCACUCUAAUAGGCCUACACUCCUCAACACUUUGUAGGCUGCACUCUAGUGCAAUCCAGUGCAUUCGUCCUGCUCUUCUUUGGCAGUUUCAGAUGCCUUUGCUCAAAGUACAGAUUACGCAUUAAGUGACACUACAUCACCAUAGUGCUCAAGAAAAGUAAUGUUUCCCUUGCAAAUGUGUUGGGAGAUGAGUUUCACCCAACACAUUACCCCUGAUAUGUCUGACAAAUAGGCAUAACCCAUUUUGAAGAAUGUAUCCCUCAAGAUAUCUCCAAAUUCAGAAUACAAACGUUACAUAGUCUAGAACAGGGAUGGGCAACUUUGAUGAUGGAGAGGACCACAAAUAUUUUAUUGCUGCUGUCAGAGGACCAGAUGUGACCAUGUACGUCCAUCAUUGAGAUAAGUAGGUCAUCAGUAGUCAGCUGAAUUAAAUAUACAUAUAUCUAUAUAUAUUUAUAUUUAUAUUAUAUAGUAUAUUAAUGUUUAUUAAACCAGCAUGCUUUAAUUUAAUAUUGUUUAUGCUCAUGCAUUGUUUGAUAUUGCUUCUAUUUUAAUGCAUUUAAUGCAUUGAAAAAAACGGGUAGGGCUAACCACAACCACUCAAGCAAGUAGUAAUGGAAAAAGCUAAUAACCCAGUAAACACCAAUUCUGUUUGGAAAUGUAUUUGUAUUAUUGUAUUUUAGCAAGUGCAUUUUAAACUCCUACAACAAAAUUCCAUGAUAUUCCAUGACCUUGCCCCCCCAAAUAUAGAAUUCCCUGACAUUCCAUGUCUGGAAUAGACUUAAUUAAAAUUCGCUAUGACAGCGGCUGUAGCAGCUCUAGUGCAGCCUACUUUGGUGCAUGGUAUUGUAGGGGCUUAUCGUUUGUGAUAUACUGGUGGGAAUUCUUCCCACUAUAACAAUAAGUAAUCAUGCAAUAUAAAUGAUAAAGCUUAGUUAAUGCUGUAUUUCUGUGGGUGACGCAUUUGAAGCUUACUGUGCAGAGCGAAAAAGAGCAUAGCAGAAGGUGGGAAAAAUUAGCCUGGCCCUGCUCACCUAGAUCUUCUUUCAGGGAGAUCUUGUCUGGCAACCCCAUAGUUCAAAACCGUUUCCCUCAAGCAAGAAAAAUGUCAGGCCAAUCAGUGACAAGAGGGGAAGACGAAACCGAAACUUAUUAUGAUAAACAGAAGCUGCAACACCUGCAAACAUCACUGUAAUGUAACGUUAGGAAUCUCUGAUCAAUGUGAUUGGUAAGGCUGGACCAAUGAUUUCCAAAGUUAGUGCCCGUUGCGAUGCAAGUGUUGCAAACGUUUCCCAAUCGAGAGUUCCCAGACUCUAUUCACGUUGUAAAAAGGUUCGGUGGGGCCAGGCUAAGGAAAAAUCGGAUGUAGAACAAACAUCCAUAAUAUGCAAAGCUUGCGAAAAGAUAGUGCUUACAAAUGGUGGAACCAGGAUUAGAUUUAUUAGCUGCCUACAAAGAUUAUCUGCGGAAAGAGUGCCAAACAAAGUGCUGAGUUAGGGUGCCCAAACAUACCAAUCAGAAUUUCAACUGUGAUGCAGGGUUCCAUGUUAAAAAUCAACAGAAUUUUAAUUUUCUUCAGAGGUGUCCAAACUUGCAUACAACUAUAAUGUAAGCCAUUCAGGGUAAAACAGUAGAUGGCUACGAAUUAUCGAGAACACCAACUUUGGUGAGUAAUUGGUUAAAACUUGUUAAGCAAUAUUUUUUCUUUAAACCAUUGUAAUGCUUUUCAGGGUUUCUUUUCCUUUAUGAUUCAUCACAACUUCCUAGCCCAUAGAGUUAACAUAUACAGACACACACACACUCACACAUGCUUCCUUCUCAUAGUUUUUUGAAGCAGUUUGGGGAUACUUGAAUGGCGAAUUGCAUUUUAUUUCAAUACUUGACCUACAGUCUGUGUGGUAUCUAGAGAACUAAUCCAAAAGAAUGCGACUAUUUUGCUAAUAUAGUUCAAUAACACAGACACUGCACUAAUAUUUUGCUUGAGUAGUAAAUGAAUUUAUAUAUAUGUGUAUAUGCAUGUAUAUGCAUAUAUACAUGCAUAUACAUAUAUAUGUAUGCAUAGAGCAAUUUUUCUUUUCUUUUUUUUUGUUCUUCCAUAUUUGGAUAUCAAAGUGUCAUUCAGUUUUCAAUUUUCAGUUCUUGGCAGUCAGGCCAUUACUCGUGGCAUCCAAGUUGAAUUGUCAUUGUCUGGUUGUACGAUUUUCCUUCCCUUGGUCUUGAUUAAGUGUAGAAGCCUGCUAUUCAUUCCCUGUUUAAGUAGCUGGUCCUUGGUGGUAUGAUGUACCUUAUUCAUUUCAUUCCUCUGUGUUCCCAGCAAGUGGACACAGGAGUUAGAGGUGAGGGCUCUCACACACAUUCUUUUUUGUCCCUUGUUCCUCUUAGUUUGUAUUUAUUUUUUAAUCACAAAUUUUUCACCUCUCUGGUUGAUCUACAGCUGCUUGACUCUGUCAGCUAGUUUUUGUUUCCUCGUUAGUGAAGCCACUAAAGGCAGCACCUCUAUUGGUCAGUAUGUCUUGGUCAAAUAGAUAUUAAUAUACACUGCAAUUAUUCAGACAUAUUCUCAAAAGAAUAUAAUUCAUUCUCACUAGACUUAACUAACCGUUUGCAGUAUAUUUGUGUCCAUGGAGAUUAUUACACUCUGUUAUAACCAGGGAAAGUUCAAAUGACCAUUCUCAGUGAAUUCUAAAGCCUUUUUAGAACCUACAGUACUUGAGCCACAUCUCAUUCACGGUGUAUGAAGGAAUGAUGCUGCAGGCCAGAUCAUAGCUUAAGAAAACUACCACAAUACCCUAAGUGUUGCCAUCAUCAUGAAAUUUCACUUAUAUUUGAAAUAAUGUUGACCAAUGUUUUUUGAUUUAUAGAUUUCUUCUUUUUUUCGACACUUUGCUCCUAACAAUUGUCUGUGAAUUUAUAAAAGAUGUCUUUUUUUACUUAAACACUUUUGUUUUCGUUCACUAUUAUUGUUAUUAUUAUAAUUAUUAUUAUUAUUAUUAUUAUUCAAUUUUAAAUAUUGUGAGUGUUUCAGUGUUGUUUUACUGGCUUUGUUUCCUUCCAGGUGAUUUUUAGUUCUUAACCUCAGUCUUUCCUGAGGUCCAGUUUACUGGAUGAAGACUGUUGUCGAAAUCUCAUAAUCUAAAACUGUAUCUAUGCUUACCUGUUAAGCCAAUGAGCACUGAGAAACAAUGCACAGCUUUUAGAUAAGUAGUUCAUGUUUCUCUGUUUUCUUCUGGGAAUAUAUAUUCUUAAAGCAACUGCGUUGCUAUUUUUGGCUGAUGUGUAAAGUGGGUAGGGGUAUAAUUACUACAGGAAGAGGCUAUGAAUGUCUUGUCCUUUGUAUAAAUGAGACGUUUAGUCAAAGCCAAGGGAUUACAUCUGUAUGUGUUUGAAGAAGUCUGUUUUUUAUGUUAAUCAACUAGGUGUACCUAAUACAUAAAUGAUAUUGGUAUAUUGCGACACAGUGUGUAGCAGCUCUUCCUAACUUGCUAAAUGGCAUCUCACAGCAAAGGUAGGCCAGGCCCAAACCCUGCUGACUUUUACCCUUGCUUCUAGUGAGUGGAUGCUUCAGUUGAAGCUAGACUUUAGAAAUGCAUUAAAGGCCCUGUUUUGAAAGAAUUGAAGUUUGAAAUAGGUUUCAAAAUAUUUUCUAAGAAAAACAAUAGAAUUUUUUGUGAUGUUUUUUGCUAAGCAAUUUUUGAAUGAAGCCAGUAUGUGCUUGCUUACACAUUUCCAGCGAUAAAUUUCGAUACAAAUUUUGGAUUUUUUAAAUUCGUAAUUUACAUUAUGGAUCAUUAAAUGUUUUGAGAAGUUUAGAAAAUUUAACAAAUUAUGUCUUCCCAAAAUGAUUUAUGCUUAAAUGUAUGUUCUUCCCAGCAAUCAAUGGCUAAGGUACUGACUAAUGAAGUAUCAUGUACAGUGUAAUGGACAUUAAAAGUGGUUAUAUAGACAUUUGCCAAAGAGAAGGGAAAGUUGUCUUUAAAAAGAAAUUCUAUGAAAAUUCAGAGAGACAAGCAAUUGCUCCGAGUUUUUGUUUGCAUAAAUCUUCAGGUAGAAAGUAUAUAUUGUCAGCACAAAUACUUCUAGUGGGUUACCUUUGACUUUUAACAAAGUACUGGCACCUUUGAAUGCCUCUUAAUUAAAAAAAAAAAAAAGAAUUUGCACCUUAAACCCUAACCAAAAUGAUAUGUUACAAAAUCUUUAUCCCCAUUACUUACAUUUCGCAUUCAUCCCAUUUUAGCUUAAUUUUUUAAUCCACCAUAAUAUCAAGAAGAAAUUUUACAGCGUAUGUUUUUGCUGUUGUAUGUGUGUGAGCGUGUAUGUGUAUGCAUUGCAGAAUUUUGGUAUAAUUUGAGCAUUAGGCAUGAAAUUGUCCCAUUUCCAGUUUGCCAUUGAAAGUCACCCACCCUCUCAACUUCUGUCACCUUUUUCUAUGUAGGAGAUGCCUCUAUAAACCUAUAUUGCUUAACAGACUAUUAAUAAUACCCUUUUGUGCUAGUACUGUCUCCUGAAUGUAAUGGAUUUUGUACCUGUAUUUUUCUAAUUCUAAUCCCGUCUUUCUGUAUGUUAUGGAAAAAGUAAGAAAGAAUUUUAGGCUGUUGACACAAGUGAAUCAUUUGUAAUAGCUUACAAAAGAGUUAUCACAAUCAUAAAGAAAAUGUUUUGAGCCAGCUCAACCUUGCUUCAUACAUUACUUCACAUGACAACAGAGAAAAAGGCAAACUUGUAAGAGUCUAAAAGUACGCCCUGAUUCUGAGGUCAAAUCUAAAGUGAAAUCGGGGGCAACCAUUAUAAACAUUUGCCAAAUCCUCUAUAUCAAGUGUAUUUAUUUUCUUUUUUUUUCUUUUUAUAAGUUGUUUAAGUCUUAAAACCUGAAUAUGCACCCAGAAAAAUGGCAGAUAUAUUAUAUUCUCUGUUCAAGAAUGUACCUUCAUGGCUAUUAAAGUAUUUGUGAAGCAGUCUUGUCAAAGGUUUACACCAGGUCUGUUUCCUUGAGGGUUUAUAAAAUAUGUGCUUGACCUAAUUUAUGUCAAUAGUACUGUAUUAUGAUAUGUAUGGACUUGAUUGUUACAGCCCAGAUGUUAAUGCAGCCUUGCCUUACUGGACACCCUGUGUAGAAAGGGAUUCCUUUGCCAUUGCCCUCAGCCCUUUUCACUGAGUUGUAUGUCAUAACACUGUCUGCUGACGCAACGCAAUUAUUCCUUGAACACCUAUUAAAGUAACAUAUGUUUAA